Molecule: messenger RNA, 3342 nt
Organism: Anguilla rostrata (American eel)
Lineage: Eukaryota; Metazoa; Chordata; Actinopteri; Anguilliformes; Anguillidae
Product: phosphomannomutase 1-like
Exons: 8
Coding region: 804-1595 (263 amino acids)
Biological process (GO): GDP-mannose biosynthetic process; protein N-linked glycosylation; mannose metabolic process
Cellular component (GO): cytosol
Molecular function (GO): phosphomannomutase activity
Source: RefSeq, a predicted model, not a curated record
CUCUAUUAGGCUGCUGAGCACAAUAAAUGAGAAAGAACUGGGUUAUUCCGCUGGAUUAUGAACGUAGUUCAAUAGCAGUUUCGUGGCUAUAUCUUUUAUAUUUAUAGAUACAUGAGAAGCUUCGUCUGCACCAGCUCACUUUACUGGGUUCAAGGAGGAUGUAGUCAGUGCCGCGUCUGCUAGCAUUUAUUCACCAUUUUUAAAAUCGUCUACUGAUGAAACGAUUACUUUCUCGAACAGUGGACCGACCCAUUCACAUAACAUCAGUGAGAUGAGAAAAGAUGCUCAGGAUAGACCAUAGACCGUAUAAAAAGGGAUAGACGCAUGGAAAUAGUACCCUGUUUUGUAGGUGAAAGGUCGUAAAGAUCAGUAGGAUGUUCCGUAUGCAGAGAAAACGUAGUUACCGCCCCUUACGCACAUGACCACAUUUCGAUGUUCUAAUUGGCUGGUAUGAACUGUCCCCUUUGAGAGGCUGUUAGCCAUAGACAUGUAUGUCUAUGCUGUUAGCUACCACAAAAAAAAUGCAGGGACGAUGAUUUUGAUUACUAUCGCCGGGUGUCGAGGACAUAUCGAGCGUGACUGUCCUAUAUCAGUGACAGAAUGCGUUUGAUCAUAGUGACAGUAUUACAUCAAAGACGACGAGGGUUCAAGCGACAUAGUUUAGCCUUUCAUUCAGUUUUAAAUACGUUCCGUUGUAUAUUUAACUAAAUUCCAGUUCCGCUGUAGAUUUAGUGGCUAUACAGUCACAUUGGUUGUUGAUACUGCUUGGUAUUAAGUGGUCAUUGCGUUUCCAACUGGAGGAAAUGGAGAAAAAGGAGGAAAGUUGUCUUCCCGCGAACAGAAAUAUUUUGUGUCUGUUUGACGUGGACGGAACGCUAACUCCUCCCCGAGAGAAGAUCGACCCACAGCUGGACGCCUUUUUCCAGUCCCUGCGCAGGAAGGUGAAGAUCGGAGUGGUGGGGGGGUCCGACUACUCUAAGAUAGCGGAACAGCUGGGGGAGGGCGAUGAAGUUAUUCACAAGUUUGACUACGUGUUUGCGGAGAACGGUACCGUGCAGUAUAAGGACGGGAAACUCAUCUCCAAACAGGCAAUUCAGAACGAGCUGGGGGAAGAGCUACUGCAGGACCUUAUCAACUUCUGCCUCAGGUACAUGGGGCUCAUCAAACUGCCCAAAAAAAGGGGCACGUUCAUUGAAUUUCGGAACGGCAUGCUCAACAUAUCUCCCAUUGGUCGGAGCUGCACGCUUGAAGAGCGAAUAGAAUUCUCUGAAAUUGACAAGAGGGAGAAGAUUCGGGAGAAGUUUGUAGCUGCUCUACAGGAAGAAUUUGCGGGGAAGGGCCUGAGGUUCACCAGGGGGGGUCUGAUCAGUUUCGAUGUGUUCCCCGAAGGCUGGGACAAGCGUUUGUGCCUGGAAGUGCUGGAGGGGGACAGGCUGGAGGCCAUCUACUUUUUUGGAAAUGAGACAUCGUGUGGGGGAAAUGACUAUGAGAUUUUCAAUGACCCACGGACCAUCGGCUUCACUGUCUAUUCUCCCACUGACACGGCCAGACUCUGCAGGAACCUGUUCUUCUGUACUCCUCCCAAAGAGUGCUGACGUGUGGUCAAGCCACCGGUCCUCUCUGCAUCCCUCAUGCUCCCCCUGGUGUCCAGGAUAUGUAUUGCACUGAGUUGCAUGAGUGUUAGAAGGGGAGUGGCAGUACAACACUACUGAUCAACUUUUAUCACUAAUUAUUAUGACACGAUGGUAAUUAGCGCAUGAAUGAUAAAGCGAUCCAAAGUAAUGGUCAUGACUGGACCUGAGAAGCCUAAAGUGCUUUCAAACAUGGCGGCAUAAGUCAGUUACUGUUGUAUCUAAAAAUGAGAAAAGUGAUUUCAAAGAUGUGGAUCCAUAUUUUUUUAAAUGCUUUUACUAGAAGCUAAUGUUUUCCUUUGAUUUCAAUUGGAAAUGUGCAGCAUGUCAACAUCAGAGGAUUCUUCAUUUUUAUGGCACAUUUUUAGCAUCCGGUGAGUAUCUUGUGGAUGUGUAUGUGCCCACGUGCCAUGCAUUUUGCACUCCAGUUGUCCUGUAACACUUUUUUUAAUAUGUCCAAAGUUUACGUUUUAUGAUUGUAGUGAACACGGUGAGUAGCUUGUGCUGUUUUAAUGCAGAACAAUGGUCUAAAUCGCAGAAAGAAAUAAUCUGCAGGCUCGAGUAGAGGAAACGUCUGUGUGCAAUGGUGCAUUGUUUUAAAUGUAAUGUUGGAGAUUAUGAUGCAGGAACAGAAGUGAAUCUCAUUUAAUGAUUCAGCUGGAAUCAUUCCUUGUUGUAAUAUUAUGUUGCUGGGCUCACAAUUGCACAUCCUGCUAAAACAAUCUCCUUCUUGGAAAUGCUGCUGAAGUCUGUUUGCACACAGACUAAACUGCUGCGUAUAGCUCUAUUACUACAGAAUGUACAAUCACAAACAGUUUUCUCAGUCACUGAGGGACUUGUGGAAGACUACCAAGAUGUCUCUCGUGCAAAAAUGUUUGAGCUGCCCUCUCGGCUAGUAGUAUGGCAAAGUUCACUUGCAGUACGGUUGAAGUCGAGAGGAACCAUUGAGCCAGUUUAUUUGUGGACCAAACUUGGAAAACCAAACCUGUUCUGUAGGGAAAGUUUGAGUAAAGAGGUCAAGGCAUUGCUUAUUAGCUUACUAAUGCUUAAAAGUCUGUUUAACAGACUGUUUUCAAUUUUGAGUAUUUGGUUAAUGUGUUUGUUAACAGCUUUGAAAAAGGGGACUUGCAUUAGUACAACACUGGCCUCAUGUCCCCCUCAGUAACUCCCAGUCCUGUGAAGUGGGAGCAGUUUCUGUGUUUUCUGGGUGUGUGUGUGUGUGUGUGUGUGUGUUUGUGCGCGCGUGUGCGCACUAAAGCAAAGCAGCUACUGGUGACACCCACUGUCCAUCCAAGGGCGGUGUGUUUGACGGAAGACACUAGAUUUCAAAUGUAAGUUUUACACUCCCAACAUUCCCCAUUAAAUAAAGGGAAAUCAACACUCCUUUCAACCUAAAAUUCUGUGGGGAAAAAAUGCGGGCAGGCGGGGUCAAACUCAGUUCCUGGGGGCUGCAGUAUCUGCAGGUUUUUUUGGUCUCCUAGAGUCAGUGACUCAGUGGCUGAAAUGAAUCGCAGGUGUGGAAAUGCACCUGAAACCAGCAAGACCCUGCGAUCCUCACUGACUGCAUUCUGACGUCCCUGAUGGAAGUGAACCUAUCAGUGUAGCAAGUAAUCUGUGAAAUAUCAAGUCAUUAAAUGUUGACUGUUGAGCAUGAGCUGGGUAAUAUGGCCAUUUAUGUUUUGGAAUAAAGUGUUGUGAUGAUUGACACUCA